Neocloeon triangulifer is the source of this 1409-nucleotide messenger RNA. RefSeq names its product large ribosomal subunit protein mL37 (gene mRpL37). The record is from RefSeq and is a predicted model, not a curated record. The coding region runs from base 115 to 1362 and encodes 415 amino acids. Gene Ontology annotation, cellular component: mitochondrion. Lineage: Eukaryota; Metazoa; Arthropoda; Insecta; Ephemeroptera; Baetidae. The transcript is spliced from 6 exons.
UGUGGCUCGGCACUGUUUUUCCCUGAUUCAAUUUUCGUCCUCGCUGCUUCAAGAAUUUUGCUAGGAAAUCUGAAAGUUUAAGAAAGUUUUAAGAAUUCAGCGACAUUUGUAAAAAUGCGGCUAACACUUGUGCUCCACAAGCAACACUUGCGCCGUUUGUUCAUCCGAAAGUGGUUUGUCCACGGCAGGAACAACAGAGUGCCGAUGGAAACGUACGCCGAGUCCACCUUGUCGGCCCUCGGCAUCAAAGUUGUCGAUUCGUUGGAUGUGAUAGACGAAAAGAAAACACCGCCAGUACCACCGGGAAGCGUCAAAGUCAUCGGCAUGCUAGAUCCGCCAGUUCCUUUGGGCGAGAACCACCCUUUGUAUCACCAGAGACCGAGCUAUUUAUACGACGAGCACAGUAUUUUGGUGGAGGGUCUGCCUCAGGCUCAGAACCUCACCAACACAGUGAUCCUGGAGAAAGGGCUUCCGCCACAGAUCGAGGAGUUGGCCAAAGAGAAUGAAAGUUUGCUGCCCGAGGAAUGCCACGAAGAAGUGAAGAAGAGCAUUUUAAGAAGUUUUCUAUUCGAUGCAGUCCAGGAAAAAAUGCCAAAGUACAUAAAUCCCGAAAGGCCUUGCUAUAACUAUCCUCCAACAUUUGGUGUUCCUGAUUACAGAAGAAACCGCCUUUUGAGUGAUAAUCUGCUCUUGAUAUGCGAUUCUCUCUCAUCCGAGCCUCACGGGCAGGUAGUUCGUGGUGCAAAAUUGCGAACACUUCUGGACAUAAAUGACAAACUUGUCAGAUUUGACAUCAGUCCAGGAAUCCUUCUUUGUGGCAAAAACCCACUAAGUCCCUACACAGAUGCGGCGCGCACCGAGAAUCUGGACUUGCCGAAUAUUUCGCCACUGAACUGUUUCGUGUCUCUACCAAAGGACCAUUUCUAUGAUGACACAGAAAUUAUCAAUGUUCCGCCAGCAAAAUUUGUCCACACUGCAAUUUUUCACUUCAACGACACCAAACACGUAAAUCUGACAGAGAUUCCCGUCAACGAAAACCAAAUUCAAGGCAGGACCCUGGCCAACUCCUUCAUAGUUGCAGCUGCCGAAGCAAAGCAAAAGCUGGAGAAACCUUCUGGUGAAUUGUCCAAGCCACUGACGAUUCAAGGCAUCCACACGAAUGGACAGUGGUUCCAGUUUUCGGUGCUGCAGCUCAACAACUUGAGCAACAAGGGAACUAAGAAUGUCGCCUGGCUGUCCCCGUUGAUGCACAUGUUUGCCUCGGCUAGAUAUGAGAAAGCGGUUCCCACCUUGAUUGGGUACAACCCUGACGUGUUAAGGUAUUUGUUUGCUUUUCACAGAAACAGUUUGAUCACCAAAUAGAAAUAAUAGAGGUACUGCUUAAAAAUAAAAAAUUGUCGAUAAUUAAA